Messenger RNA from Candidozyma haemuli, 3075 nucleotides. RefSeq lists its product as uncharacterized. The record is from RefSeq and is a predicted model, not a curated record. Lineage: Eukaryota; Fungi; Ascomycota; Pichiomycetes; Serinales; Metschnikowiaceae. Gene Ontology annotation, molecular function: 3'-tRNA processing endoribonuclease activity; telomeric repeat DNA binding. Bases 1 to 3075 code for a protein of 1024 amino acids. The transcript has 2 exons. Gene Ontology annotation, biological process: mitochondrial tRNA 3'-end processing; telomere maintenance via telomerase. Gene Ontology annotation, cellular component: telomerase holoenzyme complex; chromosome, telomeric region; mitochondrion.
AUGUUUACAUUCACUACGGUUUGCCAUAAAACAAGCGAUACGCAGCAUCCGCUCGUGAUGCUUCAGACCAGAGAGGGCUCGAGGUUUCUCUUUGGUAAAGUGCCUGAAGGUGCUCAAAGAACAUUAAAUGAAAACUCCAUGAGACUUGGAAAGCUUAAAUCUGUGUUUAUGACAGGUACGUUGGAGCACUGGUCGGAGAUUGGAGGUCUUCCUGGUCUUUUUUUGACCACUAGUGAUGCUACUAGCCGAGGCCUAGAUGUAUACACUAAUAGCAACAAGGUGCUUUCUUAUAUUGUCGCUACGUGGCGGUACUUUGUGUUUAGAAAGGGCAUUGAGCUUAAUAUUGCUGAGCCACAGGAAGGCCAGGCCAUUGGAGACUCGGCGGUGGUUCUACAGCCAGUGAGGAUCCAAAGCGAUGAACCACAGAAACUGGUUUCUCAAGAGGUGGUGGCUACGUUUCAAAGACAGCUCCUGAAAAUUACUUCGCUAAUGUUUCCAAGAGAUGUAAGCCAGGUUAACAGUGAUGACCCUGAUUCUUAUAAAUCUGACCCUUCAGAAACUGAAGCUCAAACGCAUGUGCUGCUUCCAGACCCUUCAGAAACUUUAAACGUUCGUGACCAGGAUUCCCUUUCCUACAUCGUUAGAAUGCUACCUGUGAGAGGUAAAUUCAACCCUCAAAGAGCCAAGGAGCUUGGUGUGAAGCCUGGUGUCGAUUUCAGAUCUCUUACCCAAGGUAAGCGUGUUCAAACAAGUGACGGAAACUGGGUCGAGCCUGAUGAAGUCUUGGAACCACCUCAUCAUUUUCCUAAGACCUUGAUUCUCGAUAUCCCUAAUCAGCAUUACCUCCAAAACACUCUUUCUAGUGACAAAUGGUUCCAAAAAUCAGACACAUAUGGCCAAGAAGAUAUUGGCCUCGUCUACCAUUUCCUCGGAGAUGAUAUCGACUUCAGCAUGAAAGAAUAUACUGAUUUCAUUUCCAAGUUUCCACCUGAUUGCAAGCACGUCAUUUGUCACUCCAAGGUAUGUGACAAUUCCUUGGUUUUCCUCACUUCCACCGUCCAUCACAUUAAGCUCAAGUGCUUUAUGAACGAUAAUUUCAGUCUUCCAUACAGCGACACGAAAGCUCCAUCUUCUAAUCCAAACGUUUUAAAACUUCAGCUGCUUCAGUCGUUCGUUGUCUCUCCAUCGAAAAUAGAGGUGGAUGAGUCAAACGUGCUGAGUGAAACGUCCGCUUCCUUAUACCAAAAGCAUAUUGCUGGAACUGAAAUUGAUGUCAACUUUGACACCCUCGCUCAAAAAGAAACAAUCCUGUUGGCGCCUGUUGAGAAUACCACAUCCGUAAAGGACCACGCCCAGGUGUUCACCUUAGGCACAGGGUCUGCACUUCCUUCGAUCCACAGAAAUGUCUUGUCCAACUUAAUUAGAGUGCCUUAUGUUGACUCUAACACUGGGGAGAUUCGUUUCAAUUCUAUUAUUCUCGAUGGAGGUGAAAACACUUUAGGUACCAUGAUGAGAAUGUUUGGACACAACAACGGCGAACAGUAUCAUCAUAUUCUCCGAGAGCUAAAGCUUAUUUAUUUGAGUCAUCUUCACGCUGACCACCACCUUGGCCUUGUCUCGAUUAUCCGUGCAUGGUUUGAAGUCAACAAGGACAAAGACUCCAAGUUGUACUUGCUCUUGCCAUGGCAAUUCGACCAUUUCUUGAAUGAAUGGUUCAAGCUCGAAAACAACUUUGCAGACAUUGACACUAAUCGUAUUGUUUAUCUUAGUAACGAGGUGUUUAACAGUCGCAGAGAAGCCGAAUUCCAACAAUCAGACAUCGAAACUUUUGAAAAGUUGUACGAUGCUGGCCAAUUGAACUCUUCCAUUCCUCGUAAAGAUAUGGGCAUGCUUCCACAUGAACGAGUCAGAGAGCUUUACGAAGCUCUUAACCUUUCCAAGGUGGAAACCGUGAGAGCUAUCCAUUGCUACUGGGCCUAUUCGGUCAGUAUGACCUUUAACGUUUCUAACGACGAAACCUUCAAGAUUUCCUUUUCCGGCGACACUCGCUCGAACCCAGCAUUCUACAGAAUCGGACAAGGAACAGACUUGCUUAUUCACGAGGCAUCCCUUGACGAUGACUUGAUUGAGGAGGCUUUAGCCAAGAAGCACACAACCACAACCGAGGCUGUCAGGAUGGCCCAGCUCAUGAGGUGCCCCAAGGUUCUUCUUACGCAUUACAGUACGAGAAACUCUGAAAGACCUACCUUCAUUCGUAACGAUCAGGAAUACCAGAGACAGUGCACAAUGCUUGAUAAGUACCUUGGUGAUGUCAUUGAAAACAUCGUCACUCACAGAGUCGAUUCAGACUUUGGAUUCGACGAUAUGCAAAUCUGCUACGCUUACGACACGAUGUCGGUGCGUUACAAGUCGUUUGACUUCCAAAAACCUUUCUUUGACAAGAUCACCAGUCUUUCACCAUAUGAAGAAAGCGAACGUCAAGAAAAGGAUAGGUUGAGAAUGAUGGACAAAAGACAACAAAAGAGAGAAAAGAGACUCCAGUACAAGAAGAUGAAGCGGUUUGUUGACUACCGAGGCGAAGGUGAUGUUAACGUGAAAGCUACGCCGCUUCUACGUAUACUUAGCUUCUGCAAGGCCACCAAGGACGGAAGGCUUACAGCUGUUCUCCACGACUCGUACCAUAAGAUCCUAGUACUCUUUACUAAGGAAAGCUUGGUGAAGUAUGAGAAUAUUCAUAUGGAACGGUUUACGUUCAUGUCUGUGCUAUCCAUCAUGAUCAUCAAGGGAGCGCACCUCAGGUUCAUUACGAUCCCACAACUACGAGAGCUUUUUGGCGAAGUGGCUGGCUUGAGGCUUGAAAAUGGUCUAGGGAUAUUGAUUCUUGAAGUUACAGACGUGGAUUCGAUGCUUAAGCAACAGAUACGCGUGGCUGCAAAGGACGAUGCAGCUCUACCGUUCAUCUAUAGUGAUCCAGAAUACAUUGAGUGUUUUCGAGAAAAACCAGAUAUGAGUGACUUGAAGGCUCAGAUGAGGUAUUUAACUGGUGACAUGGUAUCUGACGAGGAGGAUGUGUGA